AGCAGGAUUGUGGCUCCUGUUAGGAUAAUCCUGAAGGCGGAUCAGCUGAAAAGUGCCAUUACAAUAGUGAGUUCUGCUAUGAGGUUGUUGGUGAUGGAGUGGUGAUGGAGUCACACCCCGUUUUGGUUUUUCCCGUGUGUCCCCAGAGCUCUGAUGCCAGCAGGGCCGCAGCCGCCGUGCCCCGAGCCAUGCGGUGACAGCGCCGAGGGCACAGCCCCCCGCAGCCAUGGCCCAGUCCCGGGCCAACGGCUCGCACUACGCCCUGACGGCCAUCGGGCUGGGCAUGCUGGUGCUGGGCAUCAUCAUGGCCGUGUGGAACCUGGUGCCCGGCUUCGGGCCCCCCGACAAACCCGGCGGCAACAGCAGCAAACCCGAGCGCGGCUCCGGCGGCAUCCUCAGGAGCAAAACCUUCUCGGUGGCCUACGUGCUGGUGGGGGCGGGGCUGCUGCUGCUGCUGCUCUCGCUGUGCCUCAGCGUGCGCGACAAGAAGCGGCAGAGCCAGGAGCUCUCCAUCGGCCACGUGCAGCGCCAGGUGUCCACGGAGCCCUCGCAGCAGGAGGACAGCCAAGAAGAGGAUGAGGAUGUCUCUUCCCAAUACUACGUGCCCAGCUACGAGGAGGUGAUGAACACGGGCUACUCGGAGCCCAGAGACUCGGACAGGAGCACCAGGCUCAGCGUGUCCCUGCCCUCGUACGAGUCGCUGGCGGGGCUGGAGGAGGGCGGGGCGGCGCCGGGGGCGGCGGGCGCGGAGCCCGGCCCGGAGCGGGCGCCCAGCCGGCACAGCUCCCGCCUCAGCAAGCGCCUCAAGCCCCUCAAGGUGCGCAGGAUCAAGUCCGAGAAGCUGCACCUCAAGGACAUCAGGCUCAACCUGGCACAGGGCAACAGCAGCGUCCCCAUCACCAUAGAGCCCCUCACCCCUCCGCCCAAGUAUGAGGAGAUCCAGGAGAAAAUGCCCGUGGGCCAGCAAAUGCCUUAAAAAAAAAUAGAGGAAUCUGUGAUGCUGCUUGGUUGAGGGUUUUUUAAAACCCACCGUGGCCAGAGGGGGUUGGUGUGUGGGGGCAGCAGCAGCCAGGGCUGUCUGGAAGCUGCCACGUGGAGGCCGUGCUGUGGCACAAGGAUGGGACUCCUUUUCCCUGGGACUGGGUUUCACAAAAGACUGUGGGGAAAGAAACCUGAACACCACAAUUCUGCUGCUGUGAAGUAAAUGAAGGCUGGACAUGCCAAAAGUGUCACUUGUGGUGUUUGAAAUGAGACCACCCAGUGCAUCCCUCAUCUCCUCUCCCCCUCUCUGCCUGCAAGACUUUUCCAAGCCACCAAACUGACGUUGCAGAAGGAUUUUCCAAGUGGAAA
Messenger RNA from Melozone crissalis (California towhee), 1350 nucleotides. RefSeq names its product transmembrane protein 51 (gene TMEM51). Bases 227 to 976 code for a protein of 249 amino acids. The record is from RefSeq and is a predicted model, not a curated record. The transcript is spliced from 2 exons. Lineage: Eukaryota; Metazoa; Chordata; Aves; Passeriformes; Passerellidae.